This is a messenger RNA of Saccoglossus kowalevskii, 2403 nucleotides long. RefSeq names its product translin-associated factor X-interacting protein 1-like. The record is from RefSeq and is a predicted model, not a curated record. Lineage: Eukaryota; Metazoa; Hemichordata; Enteropneusta; Harrimaniidae. Gene Ontology annotation, cellular component: cytoplasm.
CGCCAUAUUGUCACUGUCGUUUUAUUUGUCAACACUCGUUACCAUCAAUAAAUGUCUUCUUUUCAGGUCUGAUUUUCAAAAUAGAGAAAUUCCGCCAAGGCGAGAAUAAGUCAGACAUGUCGUCGAAUGCAGUGGCCAAGUUGCCACCUAUUGCAAGUCCUCCAAACAAGCAAGGUAUGGGUAUUUCACCACGCAUAUUUCAAAAAUACCAGGGACUCACAGGACCUCAGUUUCAGAUUUCAUCAGAACAACACAGAUAUAAUCUACCUGAACCACAUGUUCUCAAGCCCUAUGUAGAUACUGUGUCUGGUGCUAUGGACACAUGGCCAGCACAUGCAUCAAACCAAUCUGCUGGCAGUGCAGUCAAUUCUAUGAUGAAUCCUUCACGUAGACCACGUUCUCAGGAAGCGCAACAAAGUAUGAUUCCUAAACCACAGUUUUUACAACAAUUGGAUGCAUUCCUUAAGAAGGAAUUGAGGGCACUGGAAAGUAGUGAAGUAGGACCAAGUGAAAUGAGACUACAGGCAUACAGAGAAGUAUUUGAAUAUUUAAUUGAAGAUUUUAAAACUUACAAACCAUUGUUAUCUGCUAUUAAAAAUGAAUAUGAAAUGAUGUUAUCUUAUCAACGAGAACAAAUACGAGAACUAGAACCACUAAGAUCAAUGCUUGUGACAGUGUCUGAGCAGUGUGAUCAGAAAAUAAUGGAUCUUAGAAAUCAGGAAAAGGAAGAAAUGGCAGAUUUGAAAAAAGAAAAUAGAAGAUUGAUAGAGAAGAUAGAUACGAUGAAGGAGGAGCAAAUGUCACUAACAGAACAGAUACAGCAGUUGCAAGAUGAGGUAGCCACUGAAUAUCAUAAAUACAGAGAUGAGUGUGAUGCCCGUAAAUUACUUGUCGCUGAUAUCAAUGACCUGAGAUAUCAACAAGAAGACUUUCAAAAGUCACAGAUGGGGAUGCAAGAAGCUGCUGAAGAUGAGAGCAAAGAUGACCCAGUAUUGCUGAAAAUUGCACUGAAACUCAAUGAAAUGAUUGCAAACUAUGGAGGAUGUAAUACCAAGAAGAGACUUGAAGCUUUAGAAAAAUCAUAUAAUAAUUUCCAGGAAGAGAUGCAAACAAUGCAGGAUGAUCAUAAGAAAUUGAUGAUGGAACAUGACACAUUGCUUGAAGUCCAUAAACAAGUGCUUGCACAAAGAGAUCAGUUUUAUCAAGAAUUAGAACAAUUGAAGAGAUCAGCCACUCCAAGGCCAUAUUGGGAGAAAUGUGUGAAUCACAUUGAAGGUGGUGAAGAUAGAUGGAAAAAGUUGUCAGAAGGUAAAACCAGUGAUGAGUUGGUAGAUGUACUGCUUUCAGAGAUAGUUGGUGGUGAUCUUGAUGGCAGUGGGGAUGAUUUUGAAGGACAAGGACUUGGAGAAGAGAUUCCUAAAUACUUGAGGCAUGAGGGGAAAGUAAAGAAUAGAAAACUUGGUAAAAGAGACACAGUAUUGCUGAUUAAAGAUAUAUGGAGAGAAAAGGUUACAUAUGAUGCAGAGAAAAAUGAGAACAAGAGAAGCAGAAUGUGUGAUUUCCUGUACGAUUAUAUAUUACGUCGCUUUGCAAUUGGAGAUGUAGUGGUGGAAUGGGGAUAUAAUUUACAGGAUGCUGCUAAGAGAUUUCAAGAAGAUGACCGAAUUGGAUUGUUCUAUGGUAUACUAAAUGAAGAGAUUGAUGAGGAAGUGUACCAUGAUCAAAUGCAGACGUUGGCUAAAUUAAUGCAAGUAUUGACAAAAGCUGAUGCUGACGCUGGCAAUACAGGUGCCUUGCCAAAGGAAAAGUUUGAGAGCAUUUUAAAAGGAUUCUUCCCUUUGAAAUCAGAAGAGCGAAUGAAUGUACUGAUCAAUUCAGCUAUCUCAGAGUUGAAAUUGGAAGAGGAUAGUAAUAUGAUUAAUUAUCAGGAUUUAUUUACGGAGGAUGAUGAAGGUAGAAAUGGACCCUUCAUUAGAAACAUUCGUGAGCAAGAACAAGAAGAAAGAAACGAAUAUAUUGAGGAUAUUAUCAAAGAGCUUGGUCGGACUGAAGGGGAAGUAACCAUGCCUCAAGUUCGCAUGGCUAUCAAUAUCAUAGAUCCAAUGGUUGAGAAGACUCCUUUGAUAUAUUACUUAUCUCGUGGAUUCAACACAGAGAAAGAUCAACUAGACUCCGCACAGCCCACUGAUAUUGAAAUUGUUAUGAACCGCUUUCGUACAGGUGCCAUUAAACGUGCUGGUGCGCCAGAUAUAAUGGGUGUUAAUUGAAUUGUUUUAUUUAUGAUACUUAUAUAUAGAGAAAUGAUACAGUGUAGAAAGUUUCUUGAACUUUUUUGCAAUUGUUCAGUUUUAUUGUUGUGUAUACAUUUCAUAUACAUGUAAUUAAAUUUUUAAUGAAUGAAUA